Messenger RNA from Toxoplasma gondii ME49, 4446 nucleotides. RefSeq lists its product as hypothetical. The record is from RefSeq and is a predicted model, not a curated record. Lineage: Eukaryota; Apicomplexa; Conoidasida; Eucoccidiorida; Sarcocystidae. The coding region runs from base 1 to 4446 and encodes 1481 amino acids. The transcript has 3 exons.
AUGGAGGCUAAAGUCGCCCCGCGGUCCUGCGAGCUCUCUCGCGGCUCUCCAAGGUCUCCUCCAGGCGCCAGACGCAGAAGUGCCAGCGCGUCUCCGAAGCGGCGCUUGGACAAUCAACCGACAUGUCCGGGUCCCUUUUCCUCUUGCCGCUCCACCGCAAACGGCCACCAAGUCGUUGUAGCUGUAACUGAACGCAAACUCCCGACAUUGUCCCCUUCUUCUUUUCUCCCUUCCUCUUCUUUCCACCUGUCCUCUCUCCACAGUCCUCACCCUUCUGCUUCCUCGCCCCACGAUCUUGCCUCUUCUCGCCAUCCCUUCUCUUCCCCGACUUCUUCCUCUUUCUCCUCUCCCUCCUUUGUCCUCGCUUUCUGUUCGCGUGCGAAGCAGGCGCAAGCGUCAGCGGCUCUUGGUGAAGAGCAUCUUUCCGCGGCCUCUGCUUCUUGCAUCACAAGCCAUCGACCGCGGGGAGCUUAUGUGUGUGGAGAAACGUCUGCAUCCGCACCAUGCGUCUCCCCAACUCGUCCGAGUCGUCCGAAAGAAGCCCCCCCUGUCAUCUCUUGCUCUUCUCUUCUCUCGACGCCCGCUUCUUCUGCUUGGUCACCUGCUUCCUCCUCGGCGUCUGUCGCCUCUCCAUCUGCGCCUUCUGGCUUGCCUUCGCCUCCGCCUCCUCCCCCUGCCGCGCUGCCGCCUCCUCUCACGCAAAGCGCUCCAACUGCGCGGCUCUCAAGCGCCGCUUCCUCGGCCUCUGUCGUUCGUAAGCCCCGCAAGACAGACGCUGGCCCCCUGCCAAGUUCUGUCCGCGCCGGAGGGGAGCAAAGACGAGCGACAAAAAGCGAGAGAACGAGUCCGAAAAAGGCAUGCGCGCCGUCGGCGCCUCGGCACCUCCCUGCACAGGUGCCCGCGCCUCGACCGCCACAUGCUCCGGCUGGACGUACACCUCACCGGCGACGCGACACAGACGCAGAGUCCGCGGGGCGUCUUCGCCUCCUCUCCUCCACUCGAGUCUUCAGAGCUUCUCCACGAGAAUGCCGAUCGAAGCGAAGCUCCUUUCGUUUCCCUGCCUGGCCGCUUCUGUGGAAGACCCCAGCGGAGAGGCGCUCUGUCCCCAGGGUGCUUGCAAGCAAGAAAAUGCAAGACGAGAAGAACGAGGCUUCCCCCUUCACCUCCCCGACCUCGGCUCUCUCGAGUCCCGAGGCUCUCUGUGCGUCGGGGAGCUCACCUCUAUCGCCUUGUUCCUCUGAUCGCAGCGCGCCCCUGCUUGUUCAAGACAGGCCGCCCGCCGUUGGACGGAAAGACGAAGGUCGCGUCAAAGCCAUCGACGAAAUCCCGACCUUCCGACUGUAUGCAGCCGCUCCUCACCUCCCGCCCGAUCUAGCGGCGCGCUCUACGCAGUGCGGAGCCUCGGCCGUACGUCCACUUCGCGAUCGCCGGCCGAGCCACCUGGCGGAUGUCUGCUCGCAGAACGCUCCAGUCCGCAGUCCUUUCUCCCGGUCUUCGAACCCCACAACGCUCUCGGUUCCUGCCGCUUCGCGCUUGAAUCGGCCGAGACUGUCUCCGUCAACGUGCAGUCCCCAUUCUGCGUCUUCCUCGCCCGCGUCCUUUCUGUCUGUCUCUGCAUCUCCUCCCACCGUCACGGGAGCAUCCCGGCUAGCUCCUCGCUCUCGCGUGAGGUGCGACGUCCAAUCCUCCUGUGGAGAAAGACCCCACAAAGUCCGGCUGAGAGUCUCCGCCACAGCCCCCCAGCGUCCAGAAGUCCAUCCUGCCCCUGCUGUCUCUCCACAGCGAGCCAGAGCCGCCGCGCGAACGAACCGCCUGUCUCGGGUGUCUUCCGGCGAGCCGCUUGUCGCUUGGUUAUCCAGAAGACACGACGCCUCGCGCAGAUACGAGCGGCUGAGUCCGCUCCGUUGCAGCGAGGUCCCCAGGCCUUCCCGCUCGCCCUCCGGCGCGCGUCUCUUCCAGAGGCGGGCCUCUGCGCCCUCUGCUGCGCUCAACGCGGUGUACCUACACCAGGACGGUUUCCGGUCGCUGCAGCUAGCUGCUUCGCGCCGGGCCUCAGGGACUUCUGUCGGCGCGCGGCGCGAGGCGCCUGCGCUUGGGCGGAGAGACACUGAGGGCGGUCUCCGCUGCAGCUUGUUUGUGGCCGAGAGACAAGGCCUGUCCAGGCGUGUCUCCGCUCGCGAAGGGGCCUGCGGAGGCCUCUGCGCUCUGGGUGAGCGGCGAGGAAGCGAGAGAGACUCCUCCUGCUCCGCGCCUCUGUGGGGCCGGCAGGCCAGUGGGUGGGCGUCGGCGCUGGAGCGCUUGCGCCAGGCUUGCGGCGAAGAGUUGCGAGAAGACCUCUCCCGCCUCCUCGAGAAGCGAGGACAUACCUCGCCGGGCAUGCAUCCCUUCGAGACCUGCUGGCGACGCGUCCCCUCCUGCGGCGGCCGGACCCUCAGUGGGGCGAGUGUCUCGGAGCGACGCACAGGCUCUCGGCUCCGGGAAAUUGCAGAGGCAGUUGCAAGCGGAGAAUUCGAGGCCUGGCAGGUGGAAGACGCUGAUAACGAGGCGUCAGACGCUCUGGGGAGCGGAGGUGUCAAACGCGCUCUUCGUCAGACAGAAGAGAAAUUCCAGGGGUUCCUUUGCUUCGUCGUCACCGUCGGAGUCCUCUUGUGCGCCGUCGCCGCCGGAAUCGUCGCAGGCAUCGUCAUGGCCUCGUCAACGCCCAGUCCGUCUGGCGCGCUUCUCCGCGUCUCCUUCGCUCUGCCGUCAGUCUCCGAUACAGAAGAACCGUUCCGCCAAGACUCCCGACUCGACAGCGCCUGGAGAGACGAGGCCGACGCAAGGAAUUCCAGAGACACAGACGCGACACAGGAGAUAGGCGAGAGACGCAAUGCAGGACAAAUCGGUCAGGCAGGCCGAGUGCGAAACACAGGACAAGUAGGACGAACGGCGGAGUCAGCUACUAAAAAACAGGCUUCUCAGUCGACAACGGACAUCUCGAUCUCGAGUCUCAACUCUCUCGUUCUCCUCCUUCCGCCUGCCUCAGGAGACACAACGGAUGUCGCUGGAGUCCUCACAGGGGGCUUUGUCGUGACGCUCGCCGUCCACAACCAAGGGAUCAAGACGAACUUCUCGGCGCUUCUGGAACUCACAUAUCUCCCCGCAAAUGACAUCGGCCAGGCCGCUUCAUCCCUAUGCUUCGCACCUGAGGGCUCCGACGUUCACCUGCUACCAGAGGUCAGUGAGGCGCGAAGCUCCCUAAGUCUCCAGUCCAGCGCUCUGUCUGGAACAUCGAAGUCACUCCGCAGUUCGGCCGCAGCACUGCGCCGCCUGUCUCUCUCGACUCUCGACUCCGCUGGUCCUCGCGAGACUCCCGUCGGCUGUGCAAGCACUGAGGCGGAGAGUCUCUGUCGGGCCAUCUGGGAGUCCUCGUUCUCCUCCUCCUUUCUGCUCCCUCUCGCCAUCUCCGAAGGCUCCCGCGAGAGUCACCUCGGCCGCCCCGCUCUGCGGCAGGUCGUGCUGGAUGCUACUUUCACUCGAAAACUGAAAACGUUGCUCGCUCAAAAAGACUCAGCAAACCGUCGCCCAGCCGCCCGAGGCCAAGACGCGUCUGCAAACGCAAAUACCUCUGCAAAUUCCGCAACGGCUUCGUCUUCUCUUCCUUCUUCUGCCCGUGUGUGUUCUUUCCCCCCUUCCUCUUCUUCUUCUCUUAUCCCUGCUCCCGCAGGCGAGCAGAUGUUGGCUGUGACGCCUUGGCUAGACUGGACAGGCUUCAAGGGCGGCUACAACGAAGUGACGGUGGCAGUGAACUUGAAUCGGCGAAUCGGACAAUCCGAGGUGUCUCUUCUCGAGGCCCUCCGGCGGGACUGUGCUCUCUUCGGCCGCGUCUACGUCGCAGUCGCCUUGAAGGAAGUCAUUCGAAAUUCUCCCUUGCAAACCGGUGACCCGGAGAACUGGUGGAGCCUCGCCUUUCGCCUUCCUUGCAUGCGCGUCGAGGGAACCACACCCCCUUCUCAAGCGGUCGCGGGGACAAGAACACGAGCGUCGCUUGGGAGACACCACCGCGCCGGCGUUUCUGGAGCGCAGAGGGCCGUCUGGGUCUCUGAGUCGGAAGGCUCUCUUCCUCGGAAGAAAGGAGACUGGAACGAAGGGAUUGAACGCGAAACUUUAGUGGCAAGGAAAAAAGGAGAGCGCGGAGGAGAGGGAGAGAUAGGCGAGGAAAGUGAAGAACGUUUUGAACGAGCAAAGGCCUCGAGAGAGCCUCACGCGAGAGCAGCGGAAACGACCUGGCCUCCGAGGCUCUUCAUUUACAGUGCUGUGCUUGGGGACAGUCGAGCAAGCUUCAAAGCAGUUCUCACCGAUGUCCUCCUUAGAUGGCUAAAAAGAUUCCCCACAUGCAUGCAUGUGAUCCAGAGACUCGCGGCGGAGUCUGGAGUAAAAGUCGCGCUGCCAACCAUCAUCCACUGA